Bipolaris sorokiniana ND90Pr is the source of this 844-nucleotide messenger RNA. RefSeq names its product glycoside hydrolase family 16 protein. The coding region runs from base 149 to 844 and encodes 231 amino acids. The record is from RefSeq and is a predicted model, not a curated record. NCBI's taxonomy places the organism in Eukaryota, Fungi, Ascomycota, Dothideomycetes, Pleosporales, Pleosporaceae. Gene Ontology annotation, biological process: glucan catabolic process. The transcript has 4 exons.
CGCAUCACAAUGCCCUUUCGUCUCCAACAUCAACCAGUACAAAUGUUUAUUCAUUUCCCCUACUCAUUUGAACGCUAACAUUGAAGCCAAAAGAGUACCCAGCAAUAGCAGAAAAGGUCUCAAUAAUCCAAACACCCAACAUACAACCAUGUCUUCUUCAAAGCUCUUUACAACGGCCCUAGCCCUCCAAAACUACUUCCCCUCCUUCUCCCUCUUCUCCUCCCCCGACCCCACCAACGGUUUCGUCCAAUACCAAAACCUCUCCUCAGCAGCCUCGCACUCUCUCCUCGGCUACCUCUCCCCCCACAACUCCAUAUACCUCGGCGUAGACCACACAACCAAAGACGUCUCCGGCCGCGCCUCGUUGCGCCUCGAGAGCAACAAAAGCUGGAAUCGAGGGUUGCUGGUCGUCGAUAUCCGGCACAUGCCUGCAUCGCAAUGUGGGACUGGAGCUGGCGAGUUCACGGGUACGAUGGUGACGGGGAAUUGGGAUGUCGAUGCCCCCGGCCAGGGAAAGAAUGCGGGAUGCUCGAUUCGCGCGCCGGAGAGCGGGGAUGGUAUGGGUGGGGCGCAGGUUCCGUCGUAUGUGACGGAGUUUAACGAUGCGAAGGGUGGGGUGUAUGCUAUGGAGUGGGCGGAAUCGAGUAUCUCGGUGUGGUUUUUUCCUCACGAUUCGCCUGGGUACACUGAGUAUUUCUCGCAGUCGAACGCUACAGCUGUUACGUCGCCGGAUCCGUCUACUUGGGGCCCGCCGAUGGCGCGGUUUAGCGGCUCAGGGUGCGAUUUCAGCGAGCGCUUUGUGGAUAUGAAAAUUGUGUUCAACACGGCAUUGUGUGGUGAGUAG